This is a messenger RNA of Bombina bombina (fire-bellied toad), 737 nucleotides long. RefSeq names its product purpurin-like. The transcript is spliced from 5 exons. The coding region runs from base 138 to 737 and encodes 199 amino acids. Lineage: Eukaryota; Metazoa; Chordata; Amphibia; Anura; Bombinatoridae. Gene Ontology annotation, molecular function: retinol transmembrane transporter activity; retinoid binding. The record is from RefSeq and is a predicted model, not a curated record.
CCCAUGACCAAAAUAACCAAUUAGAUGAUGUACGGGCUUAUUAUUUAAGGAUGAAAUACAGAAACUCUUGUGAGGCGAUGUCCAUAAGAAUUGUGUAAAGGUUCACAUUUGAUCACCGUACUGCAGAGAAUACAAGAAUGAAGUACCCUAAAUAUGUCUUUAUGUUGGUACUUAUCACCAUUAUUGAGAAGUGCAGAGCUCAGACCUGUGUGGUGGAUUCUUUACCAGUGAAGGAUAGCUUUGACCUAAAACGGUAUGGAGGGAAGUGGUAUGCCGUUGGUAAAAAGGAUCCGGAGGGGAUGUUCCUUCAGGACAAUAUUUCUGCUGAGUACAUUGUAGAUGAAGAUGGAACAAUGACAGCAUCAUCUAAAGGCAGAGUUAAACUUUUUGGGUUUUGGCUCAUCUGUGCAGACAUGGCAGCUCAGUACUCAGUGCCAGACCCAACAGUACCAGCUAAAAUGUACAUGACCUACCAAGGCCUGGCAAGUUAUUUAUCAAGUGGGGGUGACAACUACUGGGUAAUUGACACUGACUAUGAUAACUAUGCAAUCACAUAUGCCUGCCGUACUUUGAAUGAAGAUGGGACAUGUAAUGAUGGAUAUUCUAUUAUCUUCUCCCGCAAUCCACGAGGAUUAUCACCAGCCAUUUUGAGAAUUGUCCGUCAAAAACAAGAGGAAAUCUGCAUGGCUGGACAAUUUCAGCCUGUUCUCCAAUCAGGUAAAUGCAAGUUCUUUUAA